Lotus japonicus is the source of this 1762-nucleotide messenger RNA. RefSeq names its product protein Brevis radix-like 4. The record is from RefSeq and is a predicted model, not a curated record. The transcript has 5 exons. Lineage: Eukaryota; Viridiplantae; Streptophyta; Magnoliopsida; Fabales; Fabaceae. Bases 270 to 1331 code for a protein of 353 amino acids.
GAGGGAACACAUGGUCCCUCUCCCUUCACUUUUUCAGAAACUACGUACACACACUCAGUCUCAGCCCCCAUUUUCAAUUCUUUUCUUCUCUUUUCCUCUUCCUCCACAGAAUCUCUCAUCGAACUCGCUGCUACGCAUGGCGCUUAAUCUCACCUUUACCUCGAUCUUCCUCCUCCUUCCUCAUUCAAUCAUCACCAUCUCUCAUCACCGUUUUCCAACCACAUAACCAACCUCACCUUCUUCUUCUUCUUCUUCCACUUUUACCAAAAAUGCUUACAUGCAUAACUCGCCCCAAGAAACUCGCCGACGACGAUUCUGACUCAGUGAACAACAACAACAACAGUGCAAAGAGUCAUCACCAUCAUCAUGGCGUCAAGUCACUCACUGAUCAGAUUAAGGACAUGGCGCUCAAGGCGUCCGGAGCGUACAAGCACUGCACCCCCUGCGCGCCGCCGCAACCGCCGACACGACCCGGAGCGUCUGACUCGGAGCGGGUCCGGUGGGGGAAGGAGAUGGAGGCGAGGCUGAAGGGGAUCUCCAGCGGGGAGCUCACGCCGUGCUCUUCUUCAUCAUCCUCCGCCGCCGGGCGGAGGAUGGUGGUGCUGAUGGAGGACGAGGAGCCGAAGGAGUGGGUGGCGCAGGUGGAGCCCGGCGUUUUGAUCACCUUUGUUUCGCUCCCGCGUGGCGGAAACGAUCUCAAGCGGAUACGCUUCAGCCGUGAGAUGUUUAACAAAUGGCAAGCUCAAAGAUGGUGGGAAGAGAACUAUGACAAGGUCAUGGAACUUUACAAUGUUCAAAGGAUUAAUCACCAAGCUUUCCCCCUUCCAACUCCAGCAAGGUCUGAAGAAGAGAGUUCAAAGCGUGAAUCGAUAGAAGACAGCCCUGUCACACCUCCACUGACGAGGGAAAUGUUACCUCGUAGUUUAUAUCGCCCAACAGGGAUGGGAACAGGAUACUCAUCCUCAGAUUCUUUUGAUCUUCAAUCAAUGCAGUCUCGGCAUUACCAUGAUUCAAACGGUAUGAGCUCAACCCCAGAGGUUUCCACCAUAAGUGCUGCUAAGACUGAUAUAUCAUCAAUGGAUGCUUCUAUAAGAAGCAGCUCGUCUAGAGAAGCUGAUCACUCCGAGGACGUAUCACUUAGCAAUGCCAGUGACCUGGACACUGAAUGGGUUGAGCAGCAUGAACCUGGGGUUUACAUUACCAUCAGAGUUCUCCCAAGUGGCAAAAGGGAGCUCAAACGAGUCAGGUUCAGUCGAGAAAAAUUUGGAGAAAUGCAUGCUAGACUAUGGUGGGAAGAGAAUCGCGCCAGAAUACAUGAACAAUACCUGUGAGGUUUUCUACAAUUGAUUCUAAAACCAGAAUCAAUUCUGGUGACAAGUUUCUCGAUCAGAACCCAGAAUUGUUGCUACUUGCACCUCUACCUCAUGCUAUAUGCACCCCUAGACCCUCGUGUUCGCCUUCAUGCAACCCGGUUAUCCUCUUGGAUGAGGGAAGGAAGUUUAGCUUCUAUUAGCUAGAGAUACCUGUGGAUCAUGAGCAGCAAUUGUUUUCUUCAAAAUUAUAAGUGAUGGGUGUAAAUUAUAAAGCUGUUGAAAUUGGAUACAGAGAAUGAUAUACUCAUUACUCAGAUUAUAUAUCUGUUGCAACUCCUUCACUCAGAUAUCUGCUAUCCUGCGCAAAUGAAUAAACUUGCAUGUCUCAAUGGGAGGAAAAGCUUGUAAGCUCAUUAAUAGUGAUGCAAUGACUAUCUUAUAUACUCCUA